Molecule: messenger RNA, 901 nt
Organism: Topomyia yanbarensis
Lineage: Eukaryota; Metazoa; Arthropoda; Insecta; Diptera; Culicidae
Product: pyridoxine/pyridoxamine 5'-phosphate oxidase-like
Exons: 4
Coding region: 115-840 (241 amino acids)
Biological process (GO): pyridoxal 5'-phosphate biosynthetic process; pyridoxine biosynthetic process
Molecular function (GO): pyridoxamine phosphate oxidase activity; FMN binding
Source: RefSeq, a predicted model, not a curated record
UUUCCCUCUAUCAGAAACGAACGAAAGAAAUAGUCGUGGGUUGGAUGCUGUAACCGGCUGUUACCAAGUUGAUGUUUUGGAAGUGAAGUGCUUUUUUCUGCACUGUCACUAUCAAUGAUAACGAGAGUAAUACGCAGAAUGUCUAGUGUUGAUUUAUCGGCUUUACGUAUCAAGUAUAAGGAGAAGAAGGAAAUCCUCCAUGAGACCAGUAUUGAUGUAAAAGACCCAUUCCAUUUAUUUCGAAAAUGGCUGGACGAGGCGUGCAACACUCCGGAAAUCAUCGAACCGAAUGCGAUGUGCCUGGCUACGGCAAGCAGGGAUGCUUUUCCGUCGGCUAGAUUUGUGCUGUUGAAAGAUGUCACCGACCAAGGAUUUACCUUUUUCACAAACUACGAAAGUCGAAAAGCGGCCGAGCUGGCUGAAAACCCCAACGUGGCCCUAGCCUUUUACUGGUUGCCACUACGCCGCUCGGUGCGAAUCGAAGGAACGGCGGAGAAAAUUUCACGCGAAGAUUCGGAGACCUACUUCCAUCAGCGACCCCGUGCCAGCCAGAUUGGUGCCCUGGCUAGUCCGCAGAGCAAACCGAUUCCCAGCCGAGAGUAUCUGGAUCAGAAAGAGCAAGCAAUAGUGGACGAACUGGGACCGGACGGGGUAGUUCCGCUGCCAAACUGGGGUGGCUAUCUGGUGCGACCGAGGGCGAUCGAGUUCUGGCAGGGUCAGACGAAUCGGUUGCACGAUCGGAUUCGGUUCCGGAGGGAUCUACUCCCGGGAGAAACAGUCGAUGGGACACUUUUGCAUCAAGGAGAGAAUGGUUGGUUGUAUGAGCGGCUUGCGCCGUGAUUAGUUGUAGCGCAAAAGUUACUUGUUUUUCGUUAAUCAAUAAAACUACUGUUCAAAUGUG